Molecule: messenger RNA, 675 nt
Organism: Dioscorea cayenensis subsp. rotundata (Guinea yam)
Lineage: Eukaryota; Viridiplantae; Streptophyta; Magnoliopsida; Dioscoreales; Dioscoreaceae
Product: hemoglobin-2-like
Exons: 4
Coding region: 94-567 (157 amino acids)
Molecular function (GO): heme binding; oxygen binding
Source: RefSeq, a predicted model, not a curated record
AUGUGUGUCUAUAUAAACAAACAUUCAAAUGCUCUUAACCCUGUCUGCGCACCAACAUCAACAAGAGAAGAAGUAUCAAGGAAAACAAAUUAGAUGGGUUUCACGACAGAGCAGGAAGCUCUUGUGGUCAAGUCAUGGGAAGUGAUGAAGAAGGAUGCUGCAGCUCUGGGGCUCAAGCUUUUCUUGAGGAUUUUCGAAAUAGCACCAUCUGCUCAGCGCCUCUUCUCUUUUCUCAAGGACUCUGAUGUACCUCUCCACAAGAACCCCAAGCUCAAAGCCCACGCUAUGGCUGUCUUUGUUAUGACCUGUGAAUCUGCUGUACAACUGCGCAAAGCUGGAAAGAUCACCGUGAGGGAGACCACAUUGAAGAAAUUGGGUGCAACUCAUUUCAAGUAUGGCGUGGUUGACGAACAUUUCGAGGUGGUCAGGUUCUCACUGCUGGAAACGAUAAAGGAGGCAGUUGGCGAUAUUUGGUGCCCGGAGAUGAAGAGCGCAUGGGGAGAAGCCUAUGAUCAGCUUGUUGCUGCCAUUAAAGUAGAAAUGAAACCCCUCCCUUCCUCCUCUUAAUUACUUCAAUUAGGAUUAAUUUCACCCGUGGUUUGGCAUUGUAUUUCUAAUUUUGUAUCCUCAAAAUAAACGCUGUGAAUAAAUGAUGGUUGUGAAAUGCUUGAGAUU